GGCUUGAGCAGAGAUCAAUGGGCAUAGACUAUAUAGAAAAAAUAAUAAUUUGGAUUUUGGCGUCCGUCACGUUGACGAUACCCGGCGAAUUAAUCUUAAAUUUUUAUACUUUUACUUAGAAAAACCAAAUAAUAAAAAAUGGCGGCGGCUAUGCCAAUCAAUCCCAAACCUUUCCUAAAUAGCCUUACUGGAAAAGCUGUGCUUGUAAAAUUAAAGUGGGGACACGAGUACAAAGGCCUGCUAGUGUCUGCUGAUGGGUACAUGAAUUUACAACUUGCUAACACAGAAGAAAUCAUCGAUGGUUCUUGUACAGGUAACCUUGGAGAAGUUCUAAUCAGAUGUAACAAUGUUUUAUAUGUCAGAGGAGCUGAAGAAGAGGAUGAAGAAGGGGAAAUGAAAGAAUAGUAAAAGACUAACAAAUGAUGCAAAUUAAGGAAUAAAGAUAUAAAUUGUAUUCAAAUUUUUCAGUGUAAUUUUCCUACAUAAUAUUUUUAUAACAAAAGUAAUUCCAAAUUGAUCACCAUAGUAAGUAAAUUAAAAAAAAAACAAGUGUAUCAGGAAAAUUAAUUUUUUGAUGAAAUAAAAUACUGAUGUUUAUUCAAAGAGUUCUGUAAGUAAUUAUAAGUUAGAUUUAAUUAUUUUUAAGGGAUGAACGUGAUUUUACACUAAAGUUAAGAAUUAAAAGUAAUUGACAAAAUAAA
This is a messenger RNA of Zerene cesonia (dogface butterfly), 701 nucleotides long. It is a transcript of the gene SmF, whose product is annotated as small nuclear ribonucleoprotein F. Gene Ontology annotation, molecular function: RNA binding. Gene Ontology annotation, cellular component: catalytic step 2 spliceosome; U1 snRNP. The coding region runs from base 139 to 405 and encodes 88 amino acids. Lineage: Eukaryota; Metazoa; Arthropoda; Insecta; Lepidoptera; Pieridae. The transcript has 3 exons. The record is from RefSeq and is a predicted model, not a curated record. Gene Ontology annotation, biological process: spliceosomal snRNP assembly; mRNA splicing, via spliceosome.